Osmerus eperlanus (European smelt) is the source of this 4395-nucleotide messenger RNA. It is a transcript of the gene acsbg2, whose product is annotated as acyl-CoA synthetase bubblegum family member 2. The record is from RefSeq and is a predicted model, not a curated record. The coding region runs from base 151 to 2463 and encodes 770 amino acids. Gene Ontology annotation, cellular component: endoplasmic reticulum; membrane. Gene Ontology annotation, molecular function: long-chain fatty acid-CoA ligase activity. NCBI's taxonomy places the organism in Eukaryota, Metazoa, Chordata, Actinopteri, Osmeriformes, Osmeridae. The transcript has 15 exons.
AGUCGUUUGAAAAUGAAUGAUAUUCUACUCACUUGUAGACUUGAGUGGGAGAGGGAGGCUGUUUUGACUGUAGUGGCAGGCAGAAUUCCCCCAGCUUUCGACACGGGAGCUUUACUAUAAACCGGCACGUAACGCUGAAACGAGGAGACGAUGCACUUGACUGUGUGUGAGCCCACUGCCAUGUCUGCUGCCAUGGCGAUGGACCCUCCCAAAGAUGUGGGCCUGCUGCAGUCGUGUGGCACCGGCCACAGCCUCGCCUCCCUGGACGACGUCACCGUGGACUCGGUUGCCAAUGAGUCUUCAGAGGAGGAGUCGGCCAGCGAGAGGGAGGAGCCGACCGCGGACCUCAGCCAGGACGUUGCCGAACCUGCGGACAUCGUCAGGGAGCAGGCCCCACACACACAGUCAGCGAGCGCCCAGCGUCCCGACUCCCUGUCGCUGGCGGCGGCGGCGGGAGGAGGAGGGGCGGGGCCGGGCCUGUGGACGUGCCGGGGCGACGGGGAGGUGCGGCUGAGGAUGGGGGAGGCCGGCACGGCCGCCGAGCCCCCGGUGACCGUCCACCAGAUGUUCGAGGCGGCCGUGGAGCGCUUCGGGGAGCACACGGCGCUGGGCUGGAAGGACGGCGAGCAGAUGAAGACGCUGAGCUACAGGGAGUACUACCAGGCCUGCCGCGCCGCCGCCAAGAGCUUCCUGAAGCUGGGCCUGCAGCGUUACCACGGCGUCGGGAUCCUGGGCUUCAACUCCGCUGAGUGGUUCAUCGCCGACAUUGCCGCCAUCUUGGCCGGGGGCUUCGCGGUGGGCAUCUACACCACCAACUCGUCCGAGGCGUGCCAGUACGUGGCGGAGAACUGCAAGGCCAACGUCAUCGUGGUGGAGAACCACAAGCAGCUGCAGAAGAUCCUGCAGGUGCAAGACAAGCUGCCACACUUGAAAGCUAUUAUCCAAUAUAAAGAUGCACUCAAGGAGAAGAGACCAAAUCUAUACACGUGGGCGGAGUUCAUGGAGCUGGGCCGGGAGGUUCCGGAAGGCCAGCUGGAUGACGUCAUCGCUACCCAGAGGCCCACGCAGUGCUGCACGCUCAUCUACACGUCAGGGACCACCGGCCAGCCCAAAGGAGUGAUGCUCAGUCACGACAAUCUGACGUGGACGGCGUUGGCCACCGGGCGUCACGUGCGCCUGGCCGAGGCCACCCAGUCCCAGGAGGUGGUGGUGAGCUACCUGCCCCUCAGCCACAUCGCCGCCCAGAUGGUGGACAUCUGGGUCACCAUGAGGAUCGGAGGGGCCACGUACUUCGCCCAGCCCGACGCCCUGAAGGGCUCCCUGGUGAACACGCUGAAGGAGGUGCGGCCCACAGCCUUCAUGGGGGUGCCCCGCGUGUGGGAGAAGAUGCAGGAGAAGAUGAAGUCCAUCGGGGCCAAGUCGUCCACGGUGCGCCGCAGGGUGGCAGUGUGGGCCAAGGACGUGGGCCUGCAAACCAACCUGAGCAAGAUGAACCAGAACGGCGCGGUGGCUCGCCCGCCCCUCAACUACCUCCUGGCCAAGAAGCUGGUGUUCCGGAAGGUCCGCAAGGCUCUGGGCCUGGACCGCUGCCACAAGUGCUACACGGGUGCGGCGCCCAUCACCAAGGACACGCUGGAGUUCUUCCUGAGCCUGGACAUCCCUCUGUACGAGCUGUACGGCAUGAGCGAGAGCACGGGCCCUCACACCAUCUCCCUGCACGACGCCUUCCGCCUCACCAGCUGCGGGAAGGAGAUCUCGGGCUGCGAGUCCAGGAUCCACCGUCCCGACGCCGAGGGCAACGGGGAGAUCUGCUUCUGGGGGCGCCAUGUGUUCAUGGGCUACCUCAACAUGGCCGACAAGACGGCCGAGGCCCUGGACGACGAGGGCUGGCUGCACUCGGGAGACCUGGGCAAGCACGACCAGGACGGCUUCCUGUUCAUCACCGGGCGCAUCAAAGAGCUGAUCAUCACGGCCGGAGGAGAGAACAUUCCCCCCGUGCCCAUCGAGGACGCGGUGAAGGACGUGCUGCCGCUCGUCAGUAACGCCAUGCUCAUCGGAGACAAGAGGAAGUUCCUGGCCAUGCUGCUCACCGUCAAGUGCCAGGUGAACGCGGAGACGGGCGCCCCGGAGGACCAGCUGACGCCCGAGGCGGUGGAGCUGUGCCGGCGGCUGGGCAGCGACGCCACGCGCGUCUCCGACGUGGCGGGCGGCCGCGACCGCCUCGUCCACGCCGCCAUCCAGGAGGGCGUCACCCGCGUCAACGAGGCAGCCGCCUCCAACGCCCAGCGCGUCCAGAAGUGGAUCGUCCUGGAGCAGGACUUCUCCAUCCCCGGGGGAGAGCUGGGCCCCACCAUGAAGCUGAAGAGGCCGGUGGUGAUGAAGAUGUACAAGGAGCAGAUCGAGAACUUCUACAGAGACGUGGUGACCCCCAGCACCCCCGACAAUCCCCUUGCCCCCAAGUAGAGCAACACCACACAGCAGCAGACACAAGUCUCCCUCACUUACCCUCUCACACACACACACACACACUCUCUUUCUUUCCCAUGAAAAACAUCCAUACAGUCUGUGUGCUGCAGUGAAUCUCCUGUGUCAAAAGUUGUUGUAGCUUUGCUGCUCAGCGUCUUGGGUGGGCGUGGCGUACGGAAAGAAAGGAAGGAAUAUCCCAAAUAAGUUAUGUCAAAUAUUGUUAUGAUUUGAUAGGGGCGUUGAUAAGCUGACUAUUUAUUUGUAUUAUCGUCAUGAAGAGCGAUAAUCCAAUAGAUGAAGGACAGUUUGUAUCGUUCGAACCCGUCGAGGUCGAACUGGGAUUCGUGGCUUGGAAUCCAGAAAGUCUGCACGACGCGAGUUAUUUGGGGUCGUGUUUAAAAACAAACACCAUUUAUUUAUUGUUUUCAUUUAUGCCAAAAAAAAAGCUGUUAAUCGGGUCAAAUCUAGGUGUGGGGAAUAGGGUGUGAGCCAUUGUGUUUCAGGGCAUAGACGGCCAGAAGGGCUUGACUCGGGUCAGGGAUGAAUAACGGAACCGUAGCACUGGUCCUAUUUAAUGUUGUUUUGCUCUGCGUUAAUCUGGUUGCAUGGUCUUGAUGAAAAAGUGAGUCCAGUCUGUCAUUGUGUUGAAUCCUCUCUGUCCAGAUCUAGAGUCAGAUCUGCAAAGACGCCUGCUAGGGUGACCAAAGGUAGAUAAAGGUACUCUACUCUUCUGAGAGCAUCCAAAUCACUUUUUGUUGUCGUUGUUGCAAAGCUGUGAACGAUGUAUUUGAAGCCAUAUUUAAAUGCCACUGUUAUACAACUGUAACCAAUAAGACAUACAGUGUGUAUUCUGUGUGUGUGACUGUGCACCCUACCCAGUUGCCUAGUUCUGUUUGGAGUGUUUUAUAAAGAUUCAAUGCGUGGAAUUGCUGUGCUCCUUGUUAAAUACUGUAAAUAUGUUUCUGCCUACAUCCGCCACUAUUUCCCCGGGCUUUAUUAUGGAAGGUGUCACCGGAUGUUGCGUUUUGUUCAGACUCCAUUAGAUCGAUCGUCGUGAAUUUAUUAGUUUGCGACUGAAAAUAUAGCCCGACAUAAGCACGUUUGGUGUCUACAUUGCCAUCUUGAAGGAGAGGAUUUAUAUUUACCUGAAGGCCUUUUUCUUUGAGUCCAUCUGUUCUUGUCUACGAAGGCAAUGAUAUACUUGAAUUGGCUUGAAGAAAUAAAAACAAUCGUAUUUAAUUUAAAAACAGGCAGUUUGUUGUAGUACACAGGCUUAUUGUAUCUAUCGUCUUGUAAAUGCCACAUCCAGAAAGCUCCUGUGCAACUGUCUGACCAAAGUUGUUUUGGAGGAGUGUGUUGUAAAUAAACUAGCCAACGUACCGAGAUAUGUAACAAUGUGUGUAUGUACCUUGAAUGCUUUACAUGUAUCCAAAACUCAGCUGUUAAGGAAAUGACGGUGAAGUCAGUGUGUGUCCUGUGCAGCUUUACGAACGUGUUUAGCCGCUAAAAACAACAAGAUGUCAGGCUACCAUGCCGUCGAUGCAAUGAGUGUCUGUUUCCGGCAACGAGGAAGAUCGCAGCGACCCUGCAAGUCCCACCUUUCCCGAGGACUUUGAGCGGUGGACAAACCUGUAUCUCCUUUUUACGAUCUGAAAGAGCCAUCGUUCAUGGGUUCUGAUCGCGUCUGUUGACUGCUGAAGACACAAUACUGGUUAUACCUGAACCUAAACGCAGAGAUGGGAAAGCCUUUUGUCUUUGGUAUCUGGGUGGAAGAAAGCAAACAAAUGUGAUUGUCGCUGGAGAAAUGUUGAUGAGCGGGGUUAUUUUUAACUGGAGUUCUAAGUUUAACCGAAUGUUCUCAGUGUGUAUGUGACUGAAGAAAUUAAAGUUAUAUGCUCCAAUAAGAGAGGUCUGGUCCAUUCAUAAAAA